Kwoniella mangroviensis CBS 8507 is the source of this 222-nucleotide messenger RNA. Its product is annotated as mitotic-spindle organizing protein 1. The transcript has 4 exons. Lineage: Eukaryota; Fungi; Basidiomycota; Tremellomycetes; Tremellales; Cryptococcaceae. The coding region runs from base 1 to 222 and encodes 73 amino acids. Gene Ontology annotation, biological process: gamma-tubulin complex localization; mitotic spindle assembly; microtubule nucleation by interphase microtubule organizing center. The record is from RefSeq and is a predicted model, not a curated record. Gene Ontology annotation, cellular component: interphase microtubule organizing center; mitotic spindle pole body; gamma-tubulin ring complex.
AUGUCAUCAGCUCAGGACGAAGCGAGGCUUCAGAAUGCGAGAGAGACAAUAGAUUCUCUGCACGAUCUAUCGCAAUUACUGCAGACAGGCUUGGACAAGAACACUCUGUCGAUAUGCGUUGGAAUGAUCGAACAAGGUGCUAAUCCCGAUACUUUAGCUGCUGUGAUCAAGGAACUGAGGAGGGAGAACGAACUGCUCAAAGCUCAGAAAUCGGAUCAGUAG